AUGGACUGUCGACCCUCUCCACUCUGUGCAAGAGGUUGCGGUUUCUUUGGGACUUUGGCAAACAAGAAUAUGUGCUCAAAGUGCUACAUUGAUUAUUUGAAAGAAGUGCUUCUUGCUAAGCAUACUGCAGAGCCGGCCGUGGUGCCUUCAGUGGAGAAAAACCUAGACGUCGCUGUUUCUGCUAGCGAGUCGUCGUCAACCACAACAACUAGCGAUCAGCCAUGUGGUGUGACAAAGAAUUGUGUGGAUUACAAGAGGCCUGGAGGAGAGCUCUUGGCCAAGCAAAACCCAGUUUGCAAGGGUGACAAGUUAAAGCAGAGGGUUUAG
This is a messenger RNA of Rosa rugosa (rugosa rose), 327 nucleotides long. Its product is annotated as putative zinc finger A20 and AN1 domain-containing stress-associated protein 8. The coding region runs from base 1 to 327 and encodes 108 amino acids. The record is from RefSeq and is a predicted model, not a curated record. The transcript is spliced from 2 exons. Gene Ontology annotation, molecular function: DNA binding; zinc ion binding. Lineage: Eukaryota; Viridiplantae; Streptophyta; Magnoliopsida; Rosales; Rosaceae.